Dendroctonus ponderosae (mountain pine beetle) is the source of this 4065-nucleotide messenger RNA. RefSeq lists its product as uncharacterized. The record is from RefSeq and is a predicted model, not a curated record. Gene Ontology annotation, molecular function: flavin adenine dinucleotide binding; oxidoreductase activity, acting on CH-OH group of donors. Lineage: Eukaryota; Metazoa; Arthropoda; Insecta; Coleoptera; Curculionidae.
AUAUGUUUUAAUUGAAAAAUUUCUCACUGAGUUUUCGAUGAGACAAGUACGUGUAAGUGCUCUAGCCGCAUUAUGUAUUUCACUUUUUAUUCUCGGAGUAGUCAGCGAUAGCUCAGAUUUUGAGCAAUUCGUCUCAGAAAUUUUGAGCUUUAUAAAUGACACCACGACGUAUGAGAAGCCCACUAAUAAUGAUGCUUUCUUCGGCAAUGGAACUGACUGGGAUGAAGCGUUAGAUUAUGGGACUUAUGACUUUAUAAUUGUGGGUUCCGGAUCCGCUGGUGGCGUUUUGGUUAACCGACUAACCGAAGAGGAAAACUUCACUGUCUUAUUGGUGGAAGCGGGAUCGGAAGAUCCCGUUAUAUCUAAAGUAAUUGGGCUUUACGCCUAUUUGCUAAGCUCAGGCUGUGAUUGGGGAUAUUACACCACCCCGCAACCCAACAUGUUCCUGGCGAAUACUGACAAAAGAGGAACGUAUGCGAGAGGUAAAGUACUGGGGGGCACAACUACUAUAAAUGGGGCGGUAAAUACACGCGGCAACUCAAAAAAUUACGAUGACUGGGUAGAACUGGGAAACGAUGGAUGGUCUUAUGAAGAAUCCGGAUCCGCUGGUGGAGUUUUGGUAAACCGACUAACUGAAGUUGAAAACUUCACUGUCUUACUGGUGGAAGCGGGAUCGGAAGAUCCCGUUAUAGCUAAAGUAAUUGGACUUACAAAUACUGACAAAAGAGGCACGUAUCCCAGAGGCAAAGUACUGGGGGGAACAAGCACUAUAAAUGGGGCGGUAAAUACACGCGGCAACUCAAAAAAUUACGAUGACUGGGUAGAACUGGGAAACGAUGGAUGGUCUUAUGAAGAAUGUUUGCCGUACUUUAAAAAAUUAGAAAAUGCUGAGUUUUCGGUCGAUAUUGAUAGAAGCGUUCAUGGAUUCGAUGGGCCAGUGCAUGUAAAUGUGCCAGAAGACACUCCUGUUUUGACAGAAGAACUGAUAAACGCCUUCCUAGAAUUAGGAAAAACAGAAGGCGAUUAUAACGGCGAUGAUCAGUUCGUUGUAAGUAGAGUUCAAGUAUUGUUGGAUUAUAAUACGCGAUCCGGCACUGCCCACUCCUACAUCCGGCCCAUCUUAAAUAGAACAAAUCUGGUGAUCAGUUUGGAAUCAUUAGCCACUAAAAUCCUAAUUUCCGAUAACGUUGCCACUGGCAUUGAAUUUUGGAAAAAUGGAACCAAAUAUUCCGCGUCUGCUAAAAAGGAAGUGAUUCUAUCCGCUGGAGUAAUCAAUUCUCCUCAACUUUUGAUGCUUUCGGGGAUUGGCCCAAAGGCAGAACUUGAUAAGCAUGAUAUUGACACCAUAGUUGACUUACCAGUCGGGCAAUAUUUCAGCGACCAUGCUUACUAUCAAGGAAUGUUUUAUAGAACAAAAUAUACGUUUUACAACAACACUUUCCUGGAAAAUUUGGAACAUUGGUAUCACAAUGAACGACCACUCACUGAUACGUAUACAUCGCAACUAGUCACUUUUUACGCAUUGGGAAUCUCACUGUUCACGAUGAGACAAGUACGUGUAACUGCUCUAGCCGCAUUAUGUAUUUCACUUCUUAUGCUCGAAGUAGUCAGCGAUAGCUCAGAUUUUGAUGAAUUCGUCUCAGAAAUAUUGAGCUUUAUAAAUGGCACCACGACUCCGGAUCCGCUGGUGGAGUUUUGGUAAACCGACUAACUGAAGUUGAAAACUUCACUGUCUUACUGGUGGAAGCGGGAUCGGAAGAUCCCGUUAUAGCUAAAGUAAUUGGACUUACAAAUACUGACAAAAGAGGCACGUAUCCCAGAGGCAAAGUACUGGGGGGAACAAGCACUAUAAAUGGGGCGGUAAAUACACGCGGCAACUCAAAAAAUUACGAUGCCUGGGUAGAACUGGGAAACGAUGGAUGGUCUUAUGAAGAAUGUUUGCCAUACUUUAAAAAAUUGGAAAAUGCUGACUUUUCGGUCGAUAUUGAUAGAAGCGCGCAUGGAUUCGAUGGGCCAGUGCAUGUAAAUGUGCCAGAAGACACGCCUGUUUUGACAGAAGAACUGAUAAACGCCUUCCUAGAAUUAGGUAAAACAGAAGGAGAUUAUAACGGCGAUGAUCAGUUCGUGGUAAGUAGAGUUCAAGUAUUGUUGGAUUAUAAUACGCGAUCCGGCACUGCCCACUCCUACAUCCGUCCAGUUUUAAACAGAACAAACCUGGUGGUGAGUUUGGACUCACUAGCCACUAAAAUUCUCAUUUCCGAUAACGUUGCUACUGGGAUUGAGUUUUGGAAAAAUGGAACCAAAUAUACCGCGUCUGCUGAAAAGGAAGUUAUUCUAUCGGCUGGAGUAAUCAACUCUCCUCAACUUUUGAUGCUUUCCGGGAUUGGCCCAAAGGAAGAACUUGAUAAGCAUGAUAUUGACAUCAUAGCGGACUUACCAGUGGGGCAAUAUUUCAGCGAUCAGAUUUUCUAUCAAGGACUGUUUUAUAAAACAAACUAUACGUUUUACAACAAUACUUUACUGGAAAAUUUGGAUCUGUGGUAUCACAACAAACGACCACUCACUGAUACUCUUACGUUUCAACUAAUCACUUUUUACAAUGUAGAUGGAAAUAGUAGCGAUACUCCGGAUAUUGAAAUAAUAAUUCCAGGCCCUCCAAAUAUUGGCCCCAAUUACGGAAAAGCGUACACAAACUCCACUUACGCGCAAGCUUUCGACGUUUUGGACGAAUAUACGGACUUCGCUGUGGGCCUAUAUUUCCUACAACCUAAAUCUGUUGGAGAAAUUACUUUAGCAUCAGCAGAUCCCAGAGAUUUUCCUUUGAUUAACCCGAAUUAUUUUUCUAAUCCCGAUGACUUGGAAACAUUAUACAAAGCAGAGGAAAUCGCUAGAAAUUUAGAAAACACAACAGCGUUCCAACGUAUGGGAGUCCAACCAACCAUCCUAGAUCUUCCAGAUUGCGACGAAAAUUAUGAAAAACUUUCAAAAGAUUGGUGGAUAUGCAGCAUGCAAUAUCUAGCAGCUGCGGGAAAGCAUUGCAUUGGAACUACAAGAAUGGGAAAUGAUACACAAAACUCCGUAGUGAGUUCAACACUCAAAGUUCACGGUAUCGAUAAGUUACGAGUGGUUGAUGCUGGAGUGAUUCCUCAACAAAUAUCGGGACAUAUUAGUACUCCCGUAAUGAUGAUUGCGGAAAAAGCUGCCGAUUUAAUUAAGAAUGAGUCCAACUAUACGUUUUAUAACAAUACCAUGUUAGAAGAUUUGGAAUUAUGGGAUCACAAAAAACGGCCACUUACGAUGGGCGAAUCAUUUCAAGCAAAACAUUCUACAAUGUUAACGGAAACACAAAAAAAGCAUGUUAAAUAUCAAACAUCAGAACGUUUAAGGUACACAAAUGCAUCAUACACGGCUGUAUUUGAUGUUUUGAACACAUAUACGGACAUUAGUGUGCCUUUAACAUUAUUGCAACCGAAAUCUGUGGGAGAAAUCACUUUAGCAUCAGCAGAUCCCAGAGAUUUUCCUUCGAUUAACCCGAAGUAUUUUUCUGAUGCCGACGACUUAGAAACGUUGUAUAAAGCAGUAGAAAUUGUUAGAAAUUUAGAAAACACGACAGCAUUUCAACGUUUGGGAAUCGAACCCAUCAUUUUAGAUCUUCCAGAUUGUGACGCAGAUUAUGAAAAGCUUUCAAAAGAUUGGUGGAUUUGCAGCAUUCAAUAUCUUACAAUUGCCGGUCAUCAUGCGGUGGGAACCACCAGAAUGGGAAAUGACGCGAAAACUUCCGUAGUGAGUUCAGAACUCAAAGUUCAUGGAACCAGCAAUUUACGAGUGGUAGACGCUGGAGUAAUUCCUGAUUCUAUUUCGGGCCACACGAGUACACCCGUAAUGAUGGUCGGGGAAAAAGCUGCGGAGUUAAUUAAAAAUGAACAUGCAUAAAAAUGUUCAAUAUAUCUUCGGAAAGUCCACUUUCGGGAUGACAACUAUAACACAAAAAUAAUGGGAAAUUUUGUUCGAUCAAUUAAAUUAAAUGUGGCAAUCUUGGGUUGAAAAUAAUAAGACUUCAGAUAA